Medicago truncatula (barrel medic) is the source of this 1279-nucleotide messenger RNA. Its product is annotated as methionine adenosyltransferase 2 subunit beta. Bases 70 to 1023 code for a protein of 317 amino acids. NCBI's taxonomy places the organism in Eukaryota, Viridiplantae, Streptophyta, Magnoliopsida, Fabales, Fabaceae. The record is from RefSeq and is a predicted model, not a curated record. The transcript is spliced from 6 exons.
UUGACCAUUACAAUUACUACAACGUGAAAGCAAUCAAAAGUAAACAAAAAAGAAACAAGAAGAGAAGUGAUGAGUAAGAAGAAGAUAUUGAUUGUGGGAGGCACAGGUUACUUGGGUCAGCAUCUAUUACAAUCUUAUUAUUCUAAUCAAUCUCUGACAGUGGCAUUCACCUAUCACUCUUCUCCUCUUCUUCAACCUUUGUUGGAUGCAUUUCCUGAUUCUCAAUCUUUCCAAGUCGAUUUGAAAUCUGGCAUUGGAUUUGAUGCCAUUUCCAAUGCUUUUGGCCAGCCUGAUGUGGUUGUCAAUUGUGCUGCCAUCUCGGUGCCUCGUGCUUGUGAAAAUGAUCCUGAUACUGCAAAUGCUAUUAAUGUGCCGUCAUCCCUCGUAAAAUGGUUGCAAAGCUUUAAACAGAACAGUACUCUUCUCAUUCAUCUCUCCACAGAUCAAGUUUACGAAGGUGAGAAGUCCUUUUACAAGGAAGAAGACAUUCCUAUUCCAGUAAAUGUUUAUGGAAAAACUAAAGUGGCAGCAGAGAAGUUCAUUUCAGAAAACUUCCCAAACUUUGCGAUUUUGAGAAGCAGUAUCAUCUAUGGGCCACAAACUGUCUCACCAGUUCCAAAAUCUCUUCCUAUUCAGUGGAUUGACAGUGCCCUUUCUAAAAGAGAAAAGGUGAAUUUCUUUCACGACGAGUUCCGUUGUCCAAUUUUCGUUAAGGAUCUCGUAACUAUCAUACUAGCUUUAACAAGCCAGUGGUUAUCAGAGGGAAAGCAAAUGCAGUUGUUACUUAAUGCCGGUGGACCUGAUAGGGUAUCGCGCGUUGAAAUGGCUGACGCUGUUGCACAAUUCAGAGGGUAUGAUACCUCAUUAAUCAAAGCAGUCUCUGCUUCAACGGUUGACCGAGGUGUGAAGUCCCCGGCUGACAUAUCUAUGGAUAUCACUAGAUUGGUUCAAACUCUAAAUAUUAAUCCUGUUUCAUUUAAAGACGGUGUUAAAUUAACGCUUACAACUGAAGCUCAACAGUGAGGCAGAAACAAACUUGUCGUAUAAGGCUUCCUUGUUUAUUUGAGUAUCGUUGUUCACCAUUAAAAAUGACAUGUGCUCUCAAUAGUUGUUACUGCAUUUAGAUUGCUGUAAAAUAAAUCUAUGUAAAUUCUUGAAAAUACCAAGAAUGGAAAUAGUGGGUCAUCAUUGUAACACACUCUUUCCAUCAUGUGUCAUUAUCAUGGGAAUUAUGUCAUACUUUUCAUUAGGCUUGAAAAUAUGUUGCCUUGGCUUUUCA